Messenger RNA from Sycon ciliatum, 4347 nucleotides. Its product is annotated as dimethylglycine dehydrogenase, mitochondrial-like. Bases 1027 to 3687 code for a protein of 886 amino acids. Gene Ontology annotation, molecular function: protein binding; dimethylglycine dehydrogenase activity. Gene Ontology annotation, cellular component: cytoplasm; mitochondrion; mitochondrial matrix. NCBI's taxonomy places the organism in Eukaryota, Metazoa, Porifera, Calcarea, Leucosolenida, Sycettidae. The record is from RefSeq and is a predicted model, not a curated record. The transcript is spliced from 14 exons.
AUAUUUGUGUGGGUUUCUCCCUCGCACUGAAUGUUCUGCUGUUGGAGUCGAAGUGCUAAGCCAUAAUCCUUGUUUCGCUCUUCUGUGUAGUGUGAAGAGGUCAACGUACAUGUGGAGCUCACUUUGAAGAAGUAGGCAAGGCUGUGAGCGCUGUGAGUUGGGAAUGAAUUGAAAAUAUGGCCGAAAGCUCUGUCGCAAUAUUUAUUUAGUUCUGAAGUUUUAAUGCGCCGUUAGUGGCAGAGCAGAGUGGACACGAAGAGUCGGUGAAGCAAGAAGGAGAGGUGACAAGACGAGUCGGUGAAGAAGGAAGGAGGAAAGCAAGACACAUCUGCAACAUCUUUGAUCAAACUGAGCUGAGCUGCUGAUACGAAGCGUCGACCAAGCAUCCCUGACUGGAGUGAAUGCCCCAGCUGGCCUCUCGUUUGUCAGUGGUUGCUACUAGACCUGUUAGUAUCACACUCACGACUACAAGUUUCCUGGUGUGUAUCGACAUCGGCAUCAGUGGGGCCUCCCGCCGUGUCGAUCCUGUUGACGGGCGGACAGGUCGGUGUGAAUCCUGAACGGCAACCGAGCCCGGGUCGCGUUGGGGGAUCUCGGCGGUGAGUCUCGCCUGGCCUGCAUACAUGGACAUUGCAACAUCAUAAUAAUAAACAACAUACAUGUACUUUCCAUUGGCAUCAGUAUUCCGCGUCAGGUUUUCGUCGCUUGUGUGGUGUGUUUCUCCACCAAUGAGCGAGUACUAUGAUUAUUUAUCGCUGUUCUCACACUUUACCAUUUUAGCAGCUUGCAUAUGCCAUUGAUAUAUGUGGAAAGCGCGCAUUUGCGCCAUUUCUGGUGUAUAAGAAUGAUCAUUCCUCCAUCAUCAUCAUUAUUAUCCUCUACUGAUGAGAUACGUAACGAUUUUACGUGCCCAUUGACCCACCGCUCUUACUGGGUGCAGCCGCUGUCCGUUGGUGAAACGAGCAAAGCUUCAGAGUUUGCGUCGUCGUCUCCUCCUAGCGCGCUCUGACUGAAGCUGCAGUCAACAUGAGUCAGCUACGAUGGGCACAGAGACUAUUGGGCCCGAUGGCUGCAAGGCCCAGUCCCCUCGCUCGGAUGCAGCCCUCUCGCACUGCUACAAGUAGUAGUGCGGAGCUCACCGUGGAUCGAGCAAACGUUGUGGUGAUAGGCGGUGGAGUCGUCGGCACUAGUAUAGCCUAUCACCUGGCAAAGCUGGAUCCGCCAUUCGAUGACUUCGAUGACUAUCCCGCGGUUGUCCUGCUGGAGAAGUCUGAAUUGACGGCAGGGUCAACUGGGCAUGCCGCUGGCCUCACCACCACCUUCAAUCCUGGCGGGAACGUGCGACGUGUGCACUAUGACAGCCAUACACUCUACACGCAACUGGAGAAGGAAACAGGCCAGGCUGUCGGCAUGCAUCGCUGUGGUUCGUUGCGACUUGCCGAAACAGGCACGCGCAUGGAUGAGUUCCGACAGCACCUGAGCAGGGCGAGUUGGUAUCCAGCGCCUGCAAGGAUCCUGGACGUGGCCGAGGUGGUGGAGAAGUGCCCGCUGAUCAAUCCCGACGGCAUCAUCGGUGGCUUUUUCAAUCCACACGAUGGCUACAUUGAUCCUUACUCUGUGAUCAUGGCGUUGGGUGCUGGUGCCAAGCAACACGGUGCAAAGAUCUUCACGCACACAGAGGUAACUGACAUGGAGAGCAUGGCUGGCAGUGGUAACAGGUGGAAGGUCACAACACCGAACGGCUCCAUCGAGUGCUACCACGUCGUCAACGCCGCCGGAUUCUGGGGCCGCGAGCUCGACGCCUUGCUCCAGCAUGGACGCAAGGGCACGGGUGCCAAGCUGCCGUUGAUACCAGGCCAUCACCAGUACUGCAUCACGGACACGCUCGCGGAGGUGCAGGCGCUGAAGAAGGAAAUGCCAGUGGUGCGAGAUCUGCACGGCUCCUAUUACAUACGUAUGGAGCGCGACGCGCUGCUCGUGGGUCCGUAUGAACGCCCUGAGCGCAUGAAACUAGAGGAGAACUGGUUGCUGGACCGUGUCACACCCGGAUUUGGCCAGGAACUGUUCGAGAACGACCUGGACAGGAUCGGGCCUAAUUUGGAGAUGGCUGUGAACCGAUUCCCGGCGUUCGGCAAGGCUCCCAUCAUUCGUACAGUGGCAGGGCCCAUUACUUUUGCUCCUGACGGCAUGCCGAUGGUUGGACCCAAGCCUGGUCAGCCGGGUAUGUGGCUGGCUGUUGGCUUCGGCUACGGCAUUAUCCACGGCUACGGCAUUAUCCACGGCGGAGGCCUGGGCAAGUAUCUUGCCGAUUGGAUCUGGAAUGGCUAUCCGCCAUAUGACCUGACAGAAACUGAUCCGGCUCGCUACGGCAACUGGAGCGACGAUCCCACAUACUUCAUGAACAAGAUGAGAGAGACGUAUAGGAUGAACAACUCGUAUGCCUAUGUUAAGGAGGAACGCUUUGGCGGCAGGCCGACGAAGCGUGCGGGUCCUCUUUACGCAUCGCUGCAGAAACGUGGCGCUCACUUCGGCUUCAAGGCAGGAUUUGAGGUUCCUCUAUGGUUUGAGCGACCUGGUGACACGCCCGGCUACCAACCCAGCUUCCACCGCACCAACUGGUUUGAGCCGGUCGGCAGGGAGAGCCGUCUGGUGCGGGAGAACGUCGGUGUGAUUGACCUCUCGUCGUUUGCCACGUUCACGGUGUCCGGCCAGGACUCGUACCGCUUCCUGAAUCUGGCCUUUGCCAACAGAAUUCCAAAGACCCAAGGCCGUUCGUGCCUGGCGCACAUGCUCGCACAUAACGGCCGCGUCAUGUCUGAGAUGACGGUCACGUGUACUGUGCCUACGGCCAAGGACGGCAGUGGUGGGGAGUACAUGCUGACUAUGGGAGGAGGCUCAGAGCUGCACGAUCUCAGGUGGCUGGAAGGGUUAAAUAUGCCCAAACACUGCAACGUUGCCAUUCGGAACACCACUGAUGAGCUGUCUUGCCUAGGCAUUGCUGGCCCCAAGUCACCGCGGCUGAUGGAGCGCCUGUUCCCGGGGACGGAGUUCUCGCGUGACACGUGGAAGCUGAUGUCACACCGCAAACUCGCCAAUAACAGCGGCGUGGAGAUGGACGUGAUCAGGAUCUCCUACACAGGUGAGCUCGGCUGGGAGGUUCACUGUCCGCAGGCAUCCGUUGUUGAUCUGCACGCCAGGGUGCAUUGGCUAGGCGCAGAUCUCGGCGUGGAUGACUUUGGCACGUACGCCAUGAACUCACUGCGCAUGGAGAAAGGAUUCCGAGCGUGGGGAGCUGAGAUGAGCAAGGACAACACUAUGGUGGAAUCCGACAUGAUGUCAUUUGUGAGAGGCAACGUAGAGCCGGACGCGCAAGCGUGCAUUGGCAUGGCGGCACUGGAGCACGAACUUCGCGCAGGCAGCAAAGAGAAGCUGGUGAUGCUGAAGGUGCUGGAAGAUGACGGGAAAACAGACCCGGACGGCAUGGAUGCAGUGUAUUGCGACGGCAAGGUCGUCGGUCAUGUUUCCUCCGGCUGUUACGGAUACCAAGUUGGUCAUGGCCUUGCGUUUGCAUUCGUCCCGCCAUUCCUUUCCGAAGAGGGCCUCGAGCUCAAGAUUGACGUCAUUGGCAAGCUACGGCGAUGCGUUGUCAUUGCGCCGCCUGUGAAAGCCGAUCACCUGAGGAACUGAACUGUGUUGUGAAGUCACCAUCCCUUGGUCUUUGUGUAAUAGCUAUAUCACUCGUUUGCACGUUUCGUCAUUCGGCCUUAAACGGCUGCGAGUUGAGAUUGCGGUGUCUGAUUCAAUAAGAAGUGACAUUGUGUCCAGUUUCCCCCCCCCCCCCCUUUGACCUACUUUUCCUUGAAUUCUGCUAACGUUGGCGUAUUUCCGGUUUGCUCUCGCCACUACUGACGUACUUGUUAGGCUAUAUUUUAAAAAAAUGAUUAUGUUAGCAAUCACAAGUCGUGUUACAAUGUGCACAUGGUGACACCAAAGCUGCUGGUGCGUGCACCCUCGCUUUGGAACAUGCACUGCAUUUUCCGAUUAUUCGUAAAGUGGCCACGGACCUGGGUCCUGCAGCUUGUGCUUUGGCAGUACACUGUACAUUGCAUAUUCAACUUUUUGGGUUCGUAUUCAUGAACUCUAUGAAGUAGUUGAAUGUUCACGCAGUGUUUUUGAAAUAAAAGGACAUGGAUGAGCAUAGUAAUAUAAUGCCAAUCAUUUCAGAUCUCCUGAAAUUCGUUUCAAUGACUUCCCCCGUUUUACGUGUUCUGGCUCCCAAUUCUGUCCUGGCAGCGGAUGAUCCGUGAUGCGUGGCAGGCCGCCCCGAAAAUAUACAACUAAACUAUA